Messenger RNA from Aethalodelphis obliquidens (Pacific white-sided dolphin), 1569 nucleotides. RefSeq names its product enoyl-CoA hydratase domain containing 3 (gene ECHDC3). Gene Ontology annotation, molecular function: hydro-lyase activity. Lineage: Eukaryota; Metazoa; Chordata; Mammalia; Artiodactyla; Delphinidae. The record is from RefSeq and is a predicted model, not a curated record. Gene Ontology annotation, cellular component: mitochondrion.
GGCUGGGUCCGGCCUGGGAGAAGAGUCCGCUCGAAACCUGGGCCUGCGAUCCCCGACUCGGUUUUGCCCGCUGCCCGCAGUGGUCGAAGCGCAGCGGCCCGGCUCGCUCCCGCGCCCCUCGGAGCGCCCAGAGCCCGCGGUCCUUGGCGUCGAGCUCAGCGGCGUCCGACCCCGGCGCGUCUCUGGCCGCCAUGGCCGCCGCCGCGGGCCUGCGGGCCUUGGGGGCGAAGGAGUCGGGCUGGCUCCGGCGCGGCCCGUGGCCUCCGCUCACCGCCGGCUUGUGCAGCGGGGGACCGGCCGGGGUCGGGCGGCCGGAGCCGGGGUCGCGACCCACCAGCACGCGGCUGCGGGACGGCAUCAGGUCAGCGGCCCGCGGGCGUGCGGGGCUGUUCCCAGGGAGGGUGGCCGGCGGGACCCGGGAAGAGAGAGGGGCGGAGGAGGCCGGGCCGCCGACCGCGCCACCCCACGCGGAGUACAGCGAGGCUCCGUCAGUGGUCAGCUCCGCCCGCCACGGAGCCCAGUUUAUCCAUCACAGCGGAUCGGUCCGGCGGAGAGGUCCGACGUGGAGGAAAUCCGCGGAUGCUGCGUUUACAGACGUCCCUUGCCUGGGCCCAGUGGCCUUCGCGACCCUGCAGGACGCACACGGAGGAUUUAAGUGGGGCUACCUGGGAGGCUUCCAGCACUGCCUUAAUCCUGAGUGUUACUGUCGCACCUCACUCUUGGAUGGAAGCGAAGCAGGUGUGUUUGCUCUUCAGGUCAUGAUGCUGAUCCAGGCCCACCCGGUCCCCAUCAGCAUGGUGAACGGCCUGGCCACUGCUGCCGGGUGUCAGCUGGUUGCCAGCUGUGACAUUGCUGUGGCGAGUGACAAGUCCUCCUUUGCCAUGCCGGGCGUGAACAUCGGGCUCUUCUGCUCCACCCCCGGGGUGGCCUUGGGGAGAGCGGUGCCGAGAAAGGUGGCCUUGGAGGUGCUCUUCACCGGGGAGCCCGUUUCUGCGCGGGAGGCCCUGCUCCACGGGCUGCUGAGCAGGGUGGUGCCGGAGGACGAGACCACGCGGAUGGCGAGGAAGGUGGCCUCGCCGGGCCGGCCCGUGCUGUCGCUGGGCAAAGCCGCCCUCUACGGGCAGCUGGCUCAGGACCUCAGGACCGCCUGCCACCUCACCUCCCAGACCAUGGUGGACAACCUGGGCCUGCCGGAUGCCCAGGAGGGGGUCAAGGCCUUCCUCCAGAAGAGGAAGCCCGUCUGGUCACACUGAGCGGCCUCAUCAGAGGAACCGGGGGCCGUGAGCCCAGUGGGCAGCGCUCAGGGUUUCCCCCCCACCGGCCCCACCCGUGACCUUCCGACCCCCAGACACCACCGCUGCCUCGUGACUGUAGCAGAGCCAGCCUGCCUUUCCGGCAUCAGUCACGUCUCAGUGCACGGGGUCUGGGUUACGAGUCAGCGCUCCCUGGAGAAGGGGUGACCUGGAGAGUCGGGUGCUAACGUGAGCGGAAGGGCUGUGAGCACACAAGAAAGCCCAUGUGUGACGCUCCUUCCCAGGACCUUAGAUGAGGGGAUGCCCCCCCCAGGGG